Molecule: messenger RNA, 2602 nt
Organism: Homalodisca vitripennis (glassy-winged sharpshooter)
Lineage: Eukaryota; Metazoa; Arthropoda; Insecta; Hemiptera; Cicadellidae
Product: procathepsin L-like
Exons: 7
Coding region: 701-1714 (337 amino acids)
Biological process (GO): immune response
Cellular component (GO): lysosome
Molecular function (GO): cysteine-type endopeptidase activity
Source: RefSeq, a predicted model, not a curated record
GAGUGUAGAACACCCGCGCCCGCAUGUCGUCCUACAGCCACAGAUUAUCGAGGUGAAACUAAUUCAAAGCGGCUCACAAGAAUCGAGCUGCCCCGCAUCGUGCCUCUCCCCUCCAUCAGAAAAAUGCUUGGGAAAUAAUAAUGUUGGAUCAUACAGUAAUUCUCUUUUGUUGUAUAACUGUAGGCCUAAAUAGCUUGUAACUCAGUGGUACACUCCACAUUUAUUGACACGAUGUUAGUUUGACUAAGACUGUCUUUCACUAGUAAUUUGACGGAUUUGCAGUGUUGCACCGUUAAUCUCUUGAAAUUUCCUUAGGCCCAUUGAUUUCUACACUUCAAAUUACAUACAGUAUGUGUAUGUGUAGCCACCAGUGCAUAACUGAUAACGUAGUAGGGUUUUGUAAAACUGGUCUUUUUCGACCAUUAAUGGUGAAACUGAUAACUAAAUAUCCCCACUACCAAUUUUAAUUUUUGGUUGUGUGCUUCUUAUUUUGCUUAAAAACCCACUAAACUUUUCCUGCCCCCACCCCAAUUUCUCUCUCUCUCUCUCUCUCUGUUCUUCUUAUCUUACUCUCAGUGACUCAGUCGGUGUUGGUACGUGAACGAGGUUUGCUUUUCAGUGACAGUUGGAGAUUUAGAAAGGAAUCAGCUUUUCUGUGAGGUGGCAAUCAAAUUUCUUCAAGUAACAGAAUAAACCGAGAAUGAAAGUGCUCUGUGCAUUGUUAGCCCUCCUGGUUGUGGCCGAGGGGGUUUCAUUUUUUGAAGUUGUACUGGAGGAAUGGGACUUAUUCAAGUUGCAACAUAACAAGUCAUAUUCAAGUGAUACAGAGGAAAGGUUCCGUAUGAAGAUUUUUAUGGACAAUAAGAACAAAAUUGCAAAACACAAUUCCCGAUUCGAAAAGGGCGAAGUUUCGUUCAAACUGGCUAUGAAUCACUAUGGAGAUAUGUUCCACCAUGAAUUUGUGUCAACAUUGAAUGGGUUCAGAAGAUCCAAGAGAGUAACGAAUGACAUGUUUGAUGGUGUGACACCAUCUUUCUUUAUAGAGCCGGCCAACAUGGAGCUAGCAAAGUCUGUGGACUGGCGCAAAGCGGGAGCUGUCACACCUGUCAAGGAUCAAGGACACUGCGGGUCCUGCUGGUCCUUCAGCGCGACCGGAUCUCUAGAAGGACAACAUUUCCGUAAAACCGGAAAACUGGUUUCUUUGAGUGAGCAGAACUUGGUUGAUUGCUCUAGAAAGUACGGUAAUGAAGGCUGCAAUGGUGGACUCAUGGACAACGCCUUCAAGUAUAUUAAAAACAACCAUGGUAUCGACACGGAACAGUCUUACCCGUAUGAGGCUGAGGAUAAACAAUGCCGCUACAGCCCUUCUGACGCAGGAGCUUCAGACAGUGGGUUUGUAGACCUGCCGGAGGGUAACGAGAAGAAAUUAAUGUCAGCAGUGGCCAUAAUCGGACCAGUCAGUGUUGCCAUCGACGCUAGUCACGAGUCAUUCCAGUUUUACAGCCAAGGUGUGUACUACGAAUCUGACUGCAGCUCUACGGAGUUGGACCAUGGCGUGUUGGUGGUCGGAUAUGGCACAGAAGGACAAAAUGACUACUGGCUGGUGAAGAACUCGUGGGGAUUAACUUGGGGAGACCAGGGUUAUAUCAAGAUGGCUAGGAAUAAGGACAACAACUGUGGCAUAGCUUCUGCUGCAAGCUACCCUCUUGUAUAACCUACAACACAGACUGAUACAGACAGGACCAACUAUUCUGUAAUUCAGGAGGCUGUGAACUUCUAAUUCGCAAACAUAUAAAUGUAUGGCAACAUCUGUAUCUAACUUUUCACUGCGUUAAAAUGUUUAAAUACUAUGUCAAAUUCCUUCGUCCAAUUUGAACUGAUGGCACUAGUGCUUCCAGUUGAGACCAAAUAAAUAAAAUCCUCUAGUUCUUAAAUGUAAAAUCAAUGAAUUGUUUAGAAAUAAAGGUUUAGUUUUAUUUUUUUUGUUACGUAUAAGUUUUUACUUUGUGUACUGAUGUGUAGAAAUGAUAAAAAUAUUUGAAGUAAUUUGAAUUCUCAUUAACCAAUAUAUUAUUGUGUGUCAAAAUAUUUGCUUAGUACUCAUAACAUUCACAUUAAUCUUGUAUAUAUUGUAAUUGUAACAAUAAAUAAUGUCAUUGUUCGGUUAAUAAUUUUCUAACGACUUAAAGAUGAGUGGCGUUUCCACGUUUAUUUUUUAUACUAUCACGUAGGUAUCCCAAGAAAAAGUUUUGUUGGUGUAUGUUGCUUUUUAUAUAACAAAUAAAUACUACGUGGAAUAUUGGAGUAAAGCUUCUACUAAUCUUAAAGUACACUACCUUACACCAUUACAAUAUUAUAUCAGUCUGUUAUAUGUAAUUGAUCUCUCCUAGACAAGUAUCUGUUAGUGUCAAGACUAGUGAUUGCUCACGUAGUUAGUAGGUAUACUUCUGUACAUUCUCAGUAAGUGUUACAUAUCCUGUACUUAAAUAAACAUCGUGUUCAUAGGUGCACUUAUGUCACCAUAUUUGGUAUUUUAAAAAUACUCGUAAAUAUGUUACUGUAAGUUGAUUUUAUAUUUUACCAAUAAAAGUGUGUGAUAACA